AUGGAAAAUCACGGAAAGCCGUCUCUGCUCUUCCAUGUCUCCUGUCUGUUUGUCCUUACACAGCUGCUUAGCUGGGUGACCACACAGGAGUUCCAGGUCUUUGGUCCCUCAGACCCCAUUGUGGCUGCACCAGGUGGGGAAGCCAUCCUUCCCUGCUCCGUGAUUUCAGCCAUGAAUGUGGAGAACAUGGAUGAGUUGAGGUGGUUCCGCAGCAGAUUCUCAGAAGCAGUGCUUGUCUAUCGGGACCAAGAGGAACAGAAGGAAGGACAGAUGCCUGGGUAUUCACAGCGCACCUCUCUGGUGAAGGACCAGUUCCAUCAAGGCACAGCUGCUGUGAAGAUCCAAAAUGUCCAGGCAUCAGAUAGUGGGAUAUACAUCUGCCACUUCAAACAGGGAGUGUUCUAUGAAGAGGCCAUCUUGGAACUGAAGGUGGCAGCGAUGGGCUCUGUCCCUGAAGUGCACAUCAAAGGUCCAGAAGAUGGUGGAGUGUGUGUUGUGUGCAUCACCUCAGGGUGGUACCCGGAGCCUCAGGUGCAUUGGAAAGACUCCAGAGGAGAGAAUUUCACAGCAUUCUCCUCAGAGACCCACACUAAAGAUGUUGAAGGACUGUUCAGCACAGAGACCUCGCUGGUUGUGAGAGACAGCUCUGUGAGGAAUGUGACCUGCUCCAUCUUCAAUCCUAUCUUGGGUCAGGAGAAAGCCAUGACCAUAUUCAUCCCAGAGCCCUUCUUCCCCCAGGCCUCUCCCUGGAAGCCAGCUUUUCUUGUGACCCUGACCAUGAUGGGACUACUAGUCUUAGGGACAAGCUAUCUUCUCAUAAGGGAACGUUCUGCAAGGCUGAAGGUGCAGCAGGAAACGGUGAAUUUUCAGCACGAGAUGGAUGAGUUACAGAAGACAAAGGAGGAUGCUCUGAAGACUAUUGUAGCUCUCUUGACUCCUGUGUGUUGCUUUUCAGCUCGAAGGAAGGCAGCUUACAUGGCAGCUUGGAAGAAGGCCCAGCUCUAUGCAGAUUGGCGCAAGGAGCACUUCGAGGCCUGGACUUUCACUCUGGAUCCAGCCUCUGCCCACCCCAUCCUUGCCAUCUCCCUGGAUAGGCUGAGUGUGAGCCGGAAGGAUUCCACUCUGUGCUUGGAUGACCUCUUCUGUGUGUUAGGCAUCAAAGGCAUCUCUUCUGGAAGACAUUACUGGGAGGUGAAGCUAAGGAAUGGUGACAGCAGCAAGUGGACUCUGGGGGUCUGUAGGGAAGGUGUGGACAGGAAAGGCUGUUUCUCAGAGUGUCCACAUAAGGGGUUUUGGACUGUGGGGAGGUCUAGUAGUGGAUAUUUGGCUUAUAUUGACACUGGGGCAGCUUUAUUAUCUGUCAGGCAAGCACCGCAGAGUGUGGGGGUGUUUGUGGACUACACUGAAGGUGACAUCUCCUUCUAUAACAUGAGUGACAUGUCCCCCAUGUUCUCCUUCCAUGAGGCUUCCUUCUCUGGGACUCUUUUUCCAUACUUCAGGCUUAAGUCUGGAAAUGUCUCAAUGAUUAUCAACUCCAUGCCAUGUGUGUUUGAGGGGAGGGAGGGAGAAGAUGGAAGGAGAGGAAGGAAAAGAAGUAGGAGGGGAGGAAGGGGAGGAGGGCAAAGAAGGGGAAGAAGUUAG
Mus caroli (Ryukyu mouse) is the source of this 1641-nucleotide messenger RNA. RefSeq names its product butyrophilin subfamily 3 member A2-like. Lineage: Eukaryota; Metazoa; Chordata; Mammalia; Rodentia; Muridae. Gene Ontology annotation, molecular function: signaling receptor binding. Gene Ontology annotation, cellular component: external side of plasma membrane. Gene Ontology annotation, biological process: regulation of cytokine production; T cell receptor signaling pathway. The record is from RefSeq and is a predicted model, not a curated record.